Messenger RNA from Suncus etruscus (white-toothed pygmy shrew), 2276 nucleotides. Its product is annotated as disintegrin and metalloproteinase domain-containing protein 20-like. Gene Ontology annotation, biological process: proteolysis; male gonad development. The coding region runs from base 60 to 2276 and encodes 738 amino acids. Gene Ontology annotation, cellular component: plasma membrane; external side of plasma membrane; sperm head plasma membrane. The record is from RefSeq and is a predicted model, not a curated record. NCBI's taxonomy places the organism in Eukaryota, Metazoa, Chordata, Mammalia, Eulipotyphla, Soricidae. The transcript has a single exon. Gene Ontology annotation, molecular function: metalloendopeptidase activity.
GGCCAGCAACCAUCACCGCCUCCGUUCUGGACAGAUGACUUCCUAAUGACACUUCCAUAAUGGCAGUGGAUGAAGAAAUAGCGCACUUCAAGGCCAUAUUUCUCUUACUCGUGCAUGGGAUGUGUCUGUUCAUUUCUGUUCACUCUCAGUCCAGGCCCACCCAGAAAAUCCCUUCCCCUGAAUUGGUGAUCCCCUUGAAGGUGGCUGGCAGAGGCAGAAGUGCCAGGGUUAUGGGUUCCCUCUCCUACAGCAUUCGAUUUGGAGGUCAGAGACAUGUUAUCCACUUGACGGUCAAGAAACACUUGAUUCCUAGACAAUUCCAAGUGUUUACCUAUAUGGACCAGCGAACCCUCCAACAGGACCGGCCUUUUGUUCCUGCUGAUUGCUACUAUCAUGGCUAUGUGGAAGGGGUUUCCCAGUCCCUGGUUUCUCUCAGUACCUGUUCUGGAGGCUUUCAGGGAAUGCUGCUGGUUAAUGACCAGGCCUAUGAAAUCCAGCCAGUUAUGUUUUCCUCCACAUUUGAACACCUCAUGUAUAAGAUAGACAAAGAGGAUCUGGAAUUCCCACCUAAGAGAUGCGGGUUGACAGAUGAAAAAAUAAUUCAACAGUUGAAGUUGCUCGAGUCAUUUAAUUUUACUCUGAGGCAGAGUGCUAAUAAGGAAUGGUGGACCCACUUGCGAUAUGUGGAGAUGUUAGUGGUUGUGGAUCAUAACCGAUUCCUUCAUUCUUACAGUAAUGUGUCAGUAGCACAGCAGGAAGUCUUUUAUGUUGUCAAUAUUAUGGACAGUGUGUACCAAGCUCUAACCGUGGAAGUAAGUUUGGCUGAACUUGAAAUCUGGAGUGUAGGAAACCUCAUUUCUAUUGGGGAAAUAGAACAGGUUUUAGAUGACUUUGUUAAAUGGAAGAAUAGAGCUCGACGUACAAUGAGGAAACUUGAUGCUUCUCAUUUUUUUGUAAAAGAAGGUUUUGGCAGAGUUCUUGGUCUUGCCUAUGUUGGGACAAUAUGCAGAUUUCCUUUUAAUAGUGGAGUUGAAUCUUUUCCAGACAAUAAUCGGGUUGCAUUUGCAUUUACGGUGGCCCAUGAGCUGGGUCAUAAUUUGGGAAUGUCACAUGAUGUCGGAUUCUGUUCAUGUGAGGUUGAUUAUUGUAUAAUGUAUCCUUCACGUCAGCUAACAACUAAGUUUAGCAACUGCAGUUAUUCCAGUUAUUGGAAUGUUGCUCUUCGAUCUGGAGAUUGUCUUUUCAAUCCUCACCAGAGACAAGAGAAUAGUGACACGCACUUUUGUGGAAACCUCGUAGUAGAGUUUGGAGAACAGUGUGACUGUGGAACCAUAUUCCAGUGUUCAUCUGAUCACUGUUGUCGGAUGAACUGCACCCUGAAGCCUGGAGCUGAGUGUAGUCAAGGCAUGUGUUGCAAAGACUGCAAGUUUUCACCGUCAGGGACUUUAUGCAGACAACAGGUCAAUGAAUGUGACCUUCCAGAGUGGUGUACUGGUCACGACUCUGAGUGUCCUGAGGAUACCUUUGUGCAGAAUGGAACUCCCUGCAAAAAUUCUUCAUUGUGCUUUCUGUCCAGAUGUACCACUACCCAUGACAUGCAGUGCAAGGAGCUUUUUGGCAAGGAUGCAAGGACCGCAUCUGAGCAAUGCUUCCAAGAAAUCAAUAUACAAAGAAACCGAUUUGGUCACUGUGGUAUGACAAAUCAUCUAUAUAUAGGAUGUUCAUUUGGUGAUAUCCUGUGUGGGAGACUUCAGUGUGAAAAUGUGAAAGUAAUUCCUGAUAUGACUCAGCAUACUACCCUGCAUCAGUUUCCCAUAAACGGUACCACUUGCUGGGGCACUGAUUUUCAUCCAGGAAUGGGCAUACCUGAUACUGGUUUAGUGAAAGAUGGCACCGACUGUGGCCCAAAUAUGGUAUGCCAGCACCAGAGGUGUAUCGGCCUUGAUAAUUAUUGUAAUCUUGAUGCCUGCCAUAAUAAUGGCAUCUGCAAUAGUAAACAUAAUUGCCACUGCUUCCACGGAUGGGCACCUCCUCGCUGCAAUGUCAAAGGUUUUGGAGGUAGUAUUGAUAGUGGCCCAGCUCCUCAAUCUCUAAGGAGAGAUAAGUCAAAAUUGGCCUACCUGACAAUGUUGUGGAUCAUUCCCGUCACUCUUUUCAUUUUAUAUGGAAUUCUCAUGAGGAGAAAACAUAAACCAAAUAAAACCAAGGAGAAGGAAGACCCACACGAGGAAGAAAAAAGGGACACUGAAAGAAGUACAGGAUCUGGAAGAGAAUGA